Molecule: messenger RNA, 2067 nt
Organism: Alligator mississippiensis (American alligator)
Lineage: Eukaryota; Metazoa; Chordata; Crocodylia; Alligatoridae
Gene: TKT
Product: transketolase
Exons: 14
Coding region: 63-1946 (627 amino acids)
Biological process (GO): ribose phosphate biosynthetic process; pentose-phosphate shunt, non-oxidative branch
Cellular component (GO): extracellular exosome; endoplasmic reticulum membrane
Molecular function (GO): transketolase activity; thiamine pyrophosphate binding
Source: RefSeq, a predicted model, not a curated record
CAGCUUCAGCUCGUCCGCGCCAUCGCCAUCGCCAUCACGUCCCUCGCCCUGUCGCCGCCGCCAUGGAGGACUACCACAAGCCCGACCAGCAGACGCUGCAGGCGCUGAAGGACACGGCUGCCCGCCUGCGCGUCAGCUCCAUCCGCGCCACCACGGCCGCCGGCUCCGGCCACCCAACAUCAUGUUGCAGUGCAGCAGAGAUUAUGUCUGUGCUCUUUUUCCAUACUAUGAGAUACAAAGCGCAAGAUCCCAAAAACGUCAACAAUGACCGGUUUGUUCUUUCUAAGGGUCAUGCAGCACCAAUUCUAUAUGCUGUUUGGGCAGAGGCUGGCUUCCUCCAAGAAGCAGAACUGUUAAACUUGAGGAAAAUUGAUUCUGUUUUGGAAGGACACCCUGUUCCAAAACAAGCAUUUACUGAUGUAGCUACUGGAUCCCUCGGCCAGGGACUUGGUGCUGCCUGUGGAAUGGCCUAUACUGGCAAAUACUUUGACAGAGCCAGCUAUCGUGUCUAUUGUCUCCUUGGAGAUGGAGAGGUGUCUGAAGGCUCCGUUUGGGAAGCAAUGGCCUUUGCUGGGUUUUACAAGCUGGAUAAUCUGGUUGCCAUAUUUGACAUCAACCGUCUUGGACAAAGUGACCCUGCCCCUCUGCAGCAUCAUGUUGAAAUCUACCAGAAACGCUGUGAAGCUUUUGGUUGGCAUGCUAUCAUAGUUGAUGGGCACAGUGUGGAGGAACUUUGCAAAGCCUUUGGUCAGGCCAAACAUCAACCAACUGCUAUUAUUGCAAAGACUUACAAAGGCAGAGGAAUAUCAGGUAUUGAAGAUAAGGAAAACUGGCAUGGGAAGCCCCUUCCAAAAAACAUGGCUGAACAAAUCAUUCAGGAACUUGAAGACAAAAUCCAAAUCAAGAAAAAGCUUUCUCCGGCCCUCCCAGAGGAGGAUGUGCCAAUAAUAAAUAUUAAAAAUGUUAAGAUGCCAUCCCCACCAAGUUAUAAAGUAGGAGAGAAGAUGGCUACCCGCAAAGCUUAUGGCUAUGCACUUGUGAAACUGGGCCAAGCCAGUGACAGAGUGAUUGCUUUGGAUGGAGAUACAAAGAAUUCCACCUUCUCAGAGCUGUUCAAGAAAGAGCAUCCUAGCCGCUACAUUGAGUGCUAUAUUGCUGAACAGAACAUGGUGAGUGUUGCUGUUGGCUGCGCCUCUCGUGACAGAACGAUUGCUUUUGCCAGCACUUUUGCCACUUUUUUCACCAGGGCAUUUGAUCAGAUCCGCAUGGCUGCCAUUUCUGAGAGUAACGUCAAUCUUUGUGGCUCUCACUGUGGUGUAUCUAUUGGUGAGGAUGGACCUUCUCAGAUGGGACUGGAAGAUUUGUGCAUGUUUCGUGCUGUUCCCAAUUCAACUGUCUUUUAUCCUAGUGAUGCUGUAGCUACUGAAAAAGCAGUAGAAAUAGCAGCCAACACUAAGGGCAUUUGUUUCAUAAGGACCAGUCGUCCUGAAAAUGCUGUCAUUUAUAGCAGCAAUGAGGACUUCCAUAUUGGACAGGCCAAGGUGGUAUUCAAGAGUAAGGAUGACCAGGUAACUGUAAUUGGAGCAGGAGUGACUCUUCAUGAGGCGCUAGCUGCAGCAGAGCAUCUGAAGAAAGAGAAGAUCUUAAUCCGAGUGAUUGAUCCAUUCACUAUAAAACCCCUGGAUAGGAAAACCAUACUUGAAAAUGCAAAAGCAACUAAAGGCAGAAUUAUCACUGUGGAGGACCAUUACCAUGAAGGUGGCAUUGGAGAAGCAGUGUCAGCUGCAGUCGUUGGGGAGCCUGGCAUCACAGUCACUCGUUUGGCUGUAAAUCAUGUGCCCAGAAGUGGGAAACCAGCUGAGCUCCUGAAGAUGUUUGGCAUUGACAAAGAUGCCAUUGUGCAAGCGGUUAAGGUGGCAGUGUCUAAAUCAAGAAAUACUGAAUAGUGUGAAGUUUCUCAUUUGUGUUACAGAGAAACAGUGUUCAAAAUGGAAGUACUGCAACUUUCAGGCAAAGGUGCUUAACAUAUAUGCAGAGUUCUAAUAAAAAGACAAGCUUCCAAAAAAA